Molecule: messenger RNA, 981 nt
Organism: Phialemonium atrogriseum
Lineage: Eukaryota; Fungi; Ascomycota; Sordariomycetes; Cephalothecales; Cephalothecaceae
Product: putative negative regulator of the pho system protein
Exons: 2
Coding region: 1-981 (326 amino acids)
Biological process (GO): protein phosphorylation
Cellular component (GO): cytoplasm; nucleus
Molecular function (GO): ATP binding; cyclin-dependent protein serine/threonine kinase activity
Source: RefSeq, a predicted model, not a curated record
AUGGACGGAAAGAGGCAUCCAAGCUCCUUCCAGCAGCUGGAGAAGCUAGGCGAAGGGACCUAUGCUACUGUCUUCAAAGGUCGAAAUCGCCAAACUGGUGAGCUGGUCGCCUUGAAGGAAAUCCACCUCGAUUCGGAAGAGGGCACGCCGUCGACGGCGAUCCGCGAGAUUUCACUUAUGAAAGAGCUCAAACAUGAGAACAUAGUAGCCCUCCACGAUGUUAUCCACACCGAGAACAAACUUAUGCUCGUGUUCGAGUUUAUGGAUGGCGACCUGAAGAAGUACAUGGACACGCAGGGUGAUAGAGGCGCGCUCAAGCCCAUGGUCAUCAAGUCUUUCAUGUACCAGCUGCUCAAGGGCAUCGACUUCUGCCAUCAGAACCGGGUGCUUCACCGGGACCUCAAGCCGCAGAACCUUCUGAUCAACAGCAAGGGCUCGCUCAAGCUCGGAGACUUUGGCCUUGCCCGGGCGUUUGGGAUUCCGGUCAACACCUUCUCCAACGAGGUCGUUACGCUGUGGUAUAGGGCUCCGGACGUCCUUCUAGGCAGCAGAACCUACAAUACCAGCAUUGACAUCUGGUCCGCCGGCUGUAUCAUGGCAGAGAUGUUUACCGGCAGGCCCCUGUUUCCCGGGACAACGAACGAGGACCAGAUCGUCCGCAUCUUUCGCAUAAUGGGAACCCCGACAGAGAGAACCUGGCCGGGCAUCACACAACUGCCAGAGUACAAGACUACCUACCAGAUGUACGCCACGCAGGAACUCCGCAACAUCCUUCCCCAGAUCGACGCUACGGGCAUCGACUUGCUCCAGAGGAUGUUGCAGUUACGACCAGAGCUACGCAUCAGCGCCCAAGACGCCUUACAGCACCCGUGGUUCAACGACCUGAUCUUGCAGCACCACCAGCAGCUGCAGAUGUUGCAAGCCCAGCAUAGGUCCUAUCAGCAACCCGUUCCCAGCCAGGCCAACUACAACGGCUACUAG